AUGAAAGUGCAGAAAGAGCAGAGAUUCCCUUCUUUAUGAAAGCAGAUUGGGAAUCUGGCUUUGUGGUUAUUGCAGACGACAACUACCUAGCUUUAAUUUUGCUCAAUUUUCUAGCGUUGGCCGGAGGGCAUAUUCAUUUAGAUGGACUGCCAAAAUUCCAGGCGAAGCCUGGAAGUAGUUAUCUGAAUGGAAAAUCUGGAAAUACAAACACUUUUAUGAGGGAAGGAUUAUCCAACGUGUCCACUCUCCUUGUGAAUGAAGAAACCAAUACCUUAUUUGUUGGAGGCAGAGAUGCAGUAUUUGCUCUUGACUUGAAUAAUAUUUCUAGAGAAAUAGCCAGGGAAUACUGGUUUGCUACACAAGAAAGACAACUGGAAUGUAUUCGUAGAGGAAAGGACAAGAUAAGAUGUCAGAACUACAUCCUCUUACUCCAUAAGAUAAAUGACUCCAACCUAUAUGUUUGUGGAACGAACGCGUAUCACCCAGCUUGUGAUCAUAUGGUUAUCCAUGGAACGAACAUAACCUUCCAAGGAAGAGCUGAAGAGAGCAGAGGGAAGUGUCCGUUUGAACCAACUCUAAAGUAUGCAUCUGUUUUUGUAGAUGGGGAAUUUUAUUCGGCUACUUCAAAUAAUUUCUUGGGAACAGAACCUAUAAUACUUCGCGGUAUGAGAAAUCCUGUAAGAACAGAGUUUAAAACAUCAUGGCUAAAUGAACCAAGCUUUGUCAACAUGGAAAUAGUGCAUGAAAGUGAAUCUAAUCCAAGUGGAGAUGAUGAUAAAAUUUAUGUGUUCUUCACUGAAACAGCUGUUGAAUUUGAAUUCUAUGACAAGCUUCUGGUGUCCAGAAUUGCCCGUAUCUGCAGAGGUGAUCUUGGUGGAAAACGCAUAUUGCAGAGAAGAUGGACAUCAUUUUUAAAAUCCCGCCUUUCCUGUUCCAUUCCAGAAUUAAACUUCCAUUUCGAUAUUGUCCAGGACAUCUUUUUACUUAGGAGAAGAAAGUGGCAGGACAGCAUAUUCUAUGGAAUUUUUUCCCAGCAAUGGGGAAGAUUAGACAUAUCGGCUGUUUGUGCAUACAGUAUGAAAAAUAUUCAGGAAGUCUUCUCCAAAGGAAACUACAAAGGACCUGUAACUGUAGAACAUUCCCCUGUUAAGUGGAUGGUAUAUAGGGGAGAACUGCCAGUUCCACGUCCUGGUGCUUGCAUCGAUAAUUUUGCCCGGAGUAUUGGGUAUAAUACUUCCUCUGACUUGCCUGACAAAGUUUUGCAGUUUGUAAGAGAUCACCCUCUAAUGGAUAAUUCUGUAAAUCCAAUUGGUAAUCAACCGGUGCUACUGAAGAGAGGUUCAAACUACACCAGGAUUGUUGUAGACAGAGUAACUGGCCUAGAUAAACAAACAUAUGAUGUUUUGUUUCUAGGAACAGAUGAUGGAUAUUUGCAUAAAGCUUUCAGUUGUGAUGGGGAAAUGUUCAUUGUGGAAGAGCUACAGCUGUUUCUGUCUCCUGAGCCUGUAAAAUCUCUCCAGCUGUCUUCUGAAAAGGGAAUGCUGUAUGUAGGGUCCCUAUCUCAAGUUGUACAGCUUCCAGUUUCUGAGUGCCACCGAUACAAGUACUGCUGGGAUUGCAUCUUGGCAAGGGAUCCUUACUGCGCGUGGUCUCAGAGCGCUAAUGAGUGUGUUCCACUGGCAAAUCAAACUGGUCAUACGAAGAAUUUAAUUCAAAGUGUGAAAUAUGGGGAUGCUUCCAGCUGCCUUAGUGAAGAAAAUAGUGUGAGAAAAUACCUCUUUACCCUUGGAAACAAUGUUCAUCUUAAAUGUGUUCCUCUGUCAAAUCUGGCAAGCAUAGUGUGGACGUUUAAUGGGAGCAGACUUCAGGCCGAGGACUCUAAAUAUCUCCUCUAUGAUGGAGGAAUAGCAAUAUUUAAUGUGACAGUGGAUGCAGCUGGAUUCUAUGAUUGUCUCUCGGUAGAGAAAUCCAAAGGGAAGGAAUUCCUUGUCACUGUGGCCCGCUAUGCCCUUUAUGCCCAACAGAAGACAGAGGAAGCAAAUGUUGUUGCCACAGCAAAUAAGCAUAAGGAAGCAGGAGCUGAGGGUUUUCAGUCUUCAGUACCACCUUCUUUACUGAACGAGGCAGCAAAACAGAAAUCCAUGGGCAGCCAAAGCGAGAAGCUUGUUUUAAAACUCUUGGGGGCUGGGUUUGCUCUUCUUUUCUUUUUCCUGUUGGUUUGGAACUUCUACAGGGGUCAUUUAUCUCUGCCUUGGAAGAGCAGAGAAACCAGCUCAAAAACCACUGGUACAGCUGGCUUGGGAAGUCCAGCACUGGCUACAGAAGAAUCAGGCAGU
Molecule: messenger RNA, 2336 nt
Organism: Phaethon lepturus (White-tailed tropicbird)
Lineage: Eukaryota; Metazoa; Chordata; Aves; Phaethontiformes; Phaethontidae
Product: semaphorin-4E-like
Exons: 15
Biological process (GO): positive regulation of cell migration; negative regulation of axon extension involved in axon guidance; negative chemotaxis
Molecular function (GO): semaphorin receptor binding; chemorepellent activity
Source: RefSeq, a predicted model, not a curated record